AUGGAAACCAAGUUCGGAAAGGUGUUGGGUAGAAGAAGCAAGGUUAUGCUCGGCUUAAAGAGAAAGCGUGCAUCCCGCUGUGCGGCUAAUUUUGCCAGAGCUUCGCAAACAGUGUUGGCUGACUGUCCUGCCUUGGAUUGUUCUACUCCUAUGCUGGGUAAACGAAGGAGAGUUAAUGAUCGCUUGGGCAAGCCUACAAGUUGCGGCUUUCCUUGCAAGAAAUCCAUUCUUCAGCGAUAUUCCAAUAUUUCGAGGACUGGAGUGCCGGCACGUCUCAUGUUUUAUCAGAAUGGAGAAUGGACCGACUUUGCAGAAGAUCUUGUCACCUUGGUAAGAAAGAAUCUUCAAAUAAAGAAGGCUGUACUUGAAGUUGAGGUGGAAGGGCGCCAUUAUAUGCUAGAUUUCUUGCAUAUGUUUCAACUUGACUUGAAGACAGGCUCUCAAAUACCAAUUGCUUGGAUCGAUGAAGCAGGUGCCUGCUUCUUUCCAGAAAUUUAUGCUGAUGAUGACGAAUUAAGUAGUGAGGAUUAUGGAAAAAAUCAGUAUGGGCCUCAUGAAAUUAAGCUGCAACUGGAAAUUGACAUAAACAGCGUGGACCAGCAGACUAAGUUGAAGGAGUGUAGCGGGGAGUCGGAUGCUCUUCUCAAGCAUAUCCAAGUUGUUCCCAAACCUGGCAGCGAUCAUUACAUUGUUGAAGUUGAAGAUAGCUGCAACCGGAAGUCUGUUGAAGCUUUCCAAGGAAACCAACAUAUUAAACCACUAUCUGUCCCUAAGCCUCAAUCUUUUGAUGUAAAAUUUGAUUCAGACUCUGUGCAGAAUUUUUUUAUCAGAGGCAUGAAAUGUCCUCAAGGUGCUGAGGUGCUUAAUGUUUUACCGUGUUCGAGCAAUUUGUUACAAGAUCGGUUAGAAAUUUUUGAGAAACAGAUGGAGCUGACCCAGAAGUGCCGUGGUGAUGCAAAUGUUCGAUAUGCUUGGCUUGCUUCUUCCAAAGCAGCAUUGCCUAUGCUUAUGACUUACGGACUGGGACAUUGUCGGCCUUCUGCCACAAAGUUCAGAUAUGCUGUUGGCAUUCAUCUAUCUGCUGCAGAUCAUUGUCACAUCAGUGCCAGUGAUUGUGAUGUUGACGAAAAUGGCACUCGACAUAUCGUAUUUUGUCGCGUGAUAAUGGGAAAUAUGGAGCCUCUUCAGCCAGGGACUCGGCAGUUCCAUCCCAGUAAUGAGGUCUUUGAUAAUGGAGUGGACGAUCUUCAAAAUCCAAGACAGUAUGUAGUUUGGAAUAUGAAUGUGAACACCCACAUUUUCCCGCAAUAUGUUGUUAGUUUCAAGGUCUCUUCCAGUGGUGAAGGUCUUGCGAAUGGGAGCGAGAGCAAGUAUGCUGCCUCUGGUAUCACCACUGCUACAAAUGCAGUUGAGGGGAAUUUCCUGAUGAGUUCUCAUCAUGUGGAUCUGAAUUUACCUGUACAGUCCCCCGUGGUGGAUCUUAAUUUGGCCCCUGCAUCUGAUCAGGUCAGUGAAAGUAGACCGCUUUCUGACUCUGGGGCAUCUAUUGGACAAGCAAAUAGUCUGGGUUCAAGCAAUGGAAGGAAUCAUAGUUCUCCUUGGAUGCCUUUCCCUAAGCUUUUUGCUGCUGUCUCUACUAAAAUUGCUAGGAGGGACAUGGAACUGGUUAUUAAUCAUUAUGAGGAAUUCCGGGCAAAAAGGACGAGCAGGGAAGACUUUGUUAGACAGUUGAGACUAAUUGUUGGGGACACUUUGCUGAAGACCACAAUAAUGAACCUGAACCGAAACCAGGUGGUAUCCAAGCCGGAAGUUCGAAGCAACUAG
Linum trigynum is the source of this 1824-nucleotide messenger RNA. The record is from the annotation of a GenBank genome assembly. NCBI's taxonomy places the organism in Eukaryota, Viridiplantae, Streptophyta, Magnoliopsida, Malpighiales, Linaceae.